AUGGAGGAGGCGGAGGAGGGCCGCUGGGACUGGGGCUGCCCCGCCACCCGGGCCCGCCUGGAGGACCUCUACCUGCCGGGCCACAGCGCUGAGGAGCGGCGCGAGUUCUGGUCCUUCUGGGAGCGGCUGCGUCGCUUCCGCAGCCGGCAGAAGGGGCCGGAGGGGCCCGGGUCGCCUGCGCCUGAGCUCCGCCCGGGGCCCCCAGCGGGGCUGCCCCGGGAGUACGACCCCCGAGAGCGCAUCUGUCUGCGGGUGCCGGUGCGGGAGCUGGCCGGCGUGGCCCCGGCUCGGGUGCGGGAGUUCCGCCUGGCCCUCCUGCACUUCCUGGACUUCUGCCAGAAGCAAAGCUUUGCCCGCCUGGCGCGGCUGCAGCGGGAACGGGCCGCCUUGCCCAUGGCCCGCUACAGGGAGCCGCUGCUCCGGGCCGUGGCAAGCAGCCAGGUGGUGGUGGUGGCCGGGGACACGGGCUGCGGCAAGUCCACCCAAGUGCCCCAGUACCUUCUGGCCGCCGGCUACGCCCACGUGGCCUGCACUCAGCCCCGCCGCAUCGCCUGCAUCGCCCUGGCCAAGCGGGUGGCCCAUGAGAGCCUGCAGCAGUACGGGGACCAGGUCGGCUACCAGAUCCGCUUUGAGAGCACGCGCUCGCCAGCCACGCGGGUUGUCUUCCUGACGGAGGGGCUGCUUCUGCGCCAGGCCCAGCGCCAGCCCACCCUGCCCGGCUACUGCGUGCUGAUCGCUGACGAGGUGCACGAGCGCCACCUGCACGCCGACUUCCUCCUGGGCGUCCUGCGCCGGCUCCUGCUGGCCCGGCCUGACCUCAAGCUGGUGCUCAUGUCUGCCACCAUCAACAUCCGGCUCUUUGCGGACUACUUUGGCGGGGCCCCUGUGGUGCAGGUCCCCGGACGGCUCUUCCCCAUCACGGUCCUGUAUGAGCCCAUCCGGCCCGAGGAGAAAACCAGUGGGCGUAAGGAGCGUCUGGACCCCCGGCCCUUCCUGCGGGUGCUCCAGGCCAUCGACCACAAGUAUCCCCCGGAGGAAAGGGGAGACCUGCUCGUCUUCCUUAGCGGCGUGGCAGAGAUUGGGGCCCUCGUGGAGGCCGCGCAAACCUACGCCACCCUCACGCAGCGCUGGGUGGUCCUUCCUCUUCAUAGCACCCUCUCUGUGGCCGAGCAGGACAAGGUGUUUGACAUGCCGCCCCCAGGCGUCCGGAAAUGCAUCAUCUCCACCAACAUUGCCGAGACGUCGGUGACCAUCGAUGGCGUCCGAUUCGUGGUGGACUCGGGGAAGGUGAAGGAGCUCAGCUACGACCCCAAGGCCAAGCUGCAGCGGCUGCAGGAGUUCUGGAUCAGUCGAGCCAGCGCUGAGCAGCGCAAGGGCCGUGCGGGCCGGACGGGGCCAGGCGUCUGUUACCGGCUCUAUGCCGAGUCGGACUACGACGCCUUUGCGGCCUACCCGGUGCCAGAGAUCCAGCGAGUAGCGCUCGAUGCCUUGGUUCUGCAGAUGAAGAGCAUGGGGCUGGGGGACCCCCGGGCCUUCCCUUUCCUGGAGCCUCCCCCGUCGGCCAGCCUGGAGACGGCCGUGGGCUACCUGAAGCAGCAGGGGGCUCUGGACUCUGAGGAGAACCUCACGCCCAUUGGCAGCCUCCUGGCCGAGCUGCCCGUGGACGUGGUGAUAGGGAAGAUGCUGGUGCUGGGGACCCUCUUUGGCCUGGCUGCGCCCACCUUGACCGCUGCUGCCACCCUCAGCGUGCCCUCGCCGUUCCUACGCAGCAGCAGCGGACGCAGUGACCCUGAUUGGGCCACUGCCCGGCAGCCCCUGGAGAGCCCACUGGGGGAUGCCCUGACACUGCUCAACGUCUUUGACGCCUGGGUGCAGGAGAAAUCCCAGAGUCGCGGUGGAUCCCGCCGCUGGUGUCGGCGUCGGGGCCUGGAGGAGCACCGGCUCUACGAGGCUGCCAACCUGCGGCGCCAGUUCCAGGAGCUGCUCCGGGAUCACCAGCUGCUGGAACCUUCUGCCCGGCCCAGGGACUCCUACACACGACAGAGCCGGCACCGGGAACGCCGGGAGCUGUACCGGCUCAAGCGGGAGCACGAGCAGGGAGAGGGGAGGCGGCGGAAGGUGCUGCGGCUUCCGCGGGAGGAGGACCUGUCCGGCUCUUCCUCCGGAGAAGAAAGGGAGGCCAGACGUGGCCUGGACAUUCAGGAUGUGAAGUUCCAGCUGCGGCACAACGUGGACGAGCUGCGGGCGUCCUCCUCCCUGUCCCACGCGCUCUCGCCGGGCCAGCUGGCCCUCCUGCAGCUGGUCUUGGGCCGAGGCCUCUACCCCCAGCUGGCUGUUCCAGACCCCUUCAACAAGACCCGCAAGGACUCAGAGCAGAUCUUCCACACCAAGGAGAAGGCAGGGGUUGUCCUGCACCCCACCAGCAUGUUCGCCAAGUCUCCGGAGCUGCUCCAGCCAGCCGAGAAAAGACCCUCUGAGCCUGGAGGUCACAAAGAGGGACUGAGCAGCCGCCACCAGAUCCUGGCCUUCGUCUCACUGCUGGAGACCAACAAGCCCUACCUGGUGAACUGCCUCCGUCUUCCUGCACUGCAGGCCCUGCUGCUCUUGGCGCGCUCUCUGGACACCAACGCCGACUGCACGCGCGUCGUGGCUGACUCGUGGCUGGAGCUGCAGAUCCCUGUGGCGGAGGCGGCCCUGCGGAUGCUCCGCACAGCCCUGCAGCUCCGGGCCUCCUGGGAGAAGGUCCUGGACCAGCAGCUGGAGAGCCGGGCAGGCUGCGGAAGGGAGACGGAAGUGGAGGAGCAGCGCCCCAGCGCCCGGGAGGUGCGACAGCUCACCCAGCAGCUGCUGAAGUUCUUGGAGGCUGAGGUGCAGUACGGCCUCCGGCGAAUGACGCCGCUGGAGCAGCAGAGCCUGUACGUGGGGCCGCAGGCGGUGGCUGCUGCGGGAGCAGGGGGGCUUCCCUCCCUCUUCCAGGGGGCAGAGACGGUCCCCGAUGAAGUGAAGGGUGGCCACCGGGUUGGCGCCAUCCUGACCUUUAAUUGCCUGGCGGGCGAAGGGGACCUCUACAGUGAAUGCCUGCGCUGCUUCUGGACGUGUCCGCGGUGCGGCCUGUACAUGCCCUUCACGCCUCUGGAGCGGGUGGCGCACGAGGAUGCUUGCCGGUCCCCAGGGCCCGAGCAGGAUCCCACCCUGGAAGGCCCUGCCGAAGAUGCAGCCGUGCCCUCUUCCGGCCCCUCCAGCCUGCAGCGCCCAUUCCACUGCCCUGACUGCCAGCAGAGCCUCCUUCUCAGCCCCACAGAAAUGCUGCGGCACCGGAAGCAGCACCAGCCCCCCUCUUGAUUGUGGUGGCUCUGGCAGGGGCUGUGAAUCCCGGCCCAGAGGUGGCUGGGCUUCUAUGCCCGGCCCUCUUCCUCUCAUUCUCAGGCCCUUUGGUUUCUCACCCGGAGCUGAGAAGCACCGGGACGUGGGCGGAUCCCGGAAGGGGUUCAGUAAAGGUCUCUCUGUUGGAAUGGAUGGAGCCGGCUCUGCCUCCAAGUGCCCAGUAGGGAGCUUUGCCUGACUUUGGGCCCCAGGGAGACUCCCGCUUGUGGUGGGGAGGGGGGAUUGGAAGCAGCGGGCCUCCUGCCCCCCCUCGCUCUUGAGUCCUGCCCACCGCACCCCAGGCAGCUGGUGCGCGGAACGACCCCUCGCGUGUGGCCUUGGGGUCUGAGGUGCGCCCCAUGGCCUACGGCCAUCUUGCUGCCCGGUGCUUCUUGCUGUCCCUGCUUUGGCGGGCAGGGGGCAGGCCUUGGCUAUUUCACGGGGAGAUAGUGGGAUGGAUCCCCUCAGUGACACGGGCUCUGUGUCGGGGUGCGAGGGAGGACAAGGCGGCACGGUUCAGCCCAAAGGGAAACGUGAAUACCUUGUGGGGAGAUGGGUGGCCCGUGUAAAACAUCACCCCAAAGCCACAAGGGACCAGCUUGCAAUGUACUUCCCCCAUCUGUUCAAUUAAAAGAGAUUCCGUUGAUUUAAA
Messenger RNA from Elgaria multicarinata webbii, 4015 nucleotides. It is a transcript of the gene DHX34, whose product is annotated as DExH-box helicase 34. The record is from RefSeq and is a predicted model, not a curated record. Gene Ontology annotation, molecular function: helicase activity; RNA binding. Bases 1 to 3342 code for a protein of 1113 amino acids. The transcript has 16 exons. Gene Ontology annotation, biological process: nuclear-transcribed mRNA catabolic process, nonsense-mediated decay. NCBI's taxonomy places the organism in Eukaryota, Metazoa, Chordata, Lepidosauria, Squamata, Anguidae. Gene Ontology annotation, cellular component: intracellular anatomical structure.